Messenger RNA from Syzygium oleosum, 1470 nucleotides. Its product is annotated as two-component response regulator ORR9-like. The record is from RefSeq and is a predicted model, not a curated record. Bases 302 to 958 code for a protein of 218 amino acids. Gene Ontology annotation, biological process: phosphorelay signal transduction system; cytokinin-activated signaling pathway. NCBI's taxonomy places the organism in Eukaryota, Viridiplantae, Streptophyta, Magnoliopsida, Myrtales, Myrtaceae. The transcript has 5 exons.
GUUUGAUUUUGCAUUGCUUGUCCUGUAAUCGAAAAUCAAGUUGGAAGAUUUGGGAUGAAAUCUGGCCAGAUCUUGCUUUGUGGGGGGUGUGUGGAUUUUUGGUGGGUCUUGUUUCUUUCAAUACAAAGCCUCUUUCUCUCCUCCCCUUCCUCCUCCCAUAAUAAGUACACAAGAGAAACCAAACCACCGAACAACCACCAAAGGCAAAACAAGCCAACUUUCUUUUCUCUCUUGCACGUCCCCCUCCUGCUCCUCCUCCUCCUCCUGAACCUCAUCUUGUUCAGAUCUUACAUUGGUCCCAAUGGGCAUGGCCGCAGCAGAGUCGCAGUUUCAUGUUUUAGCUGUUGAUGACAACAUCAUAGACAGGAAGCUGAUUGAGAAGCUCCUCAAGACCUCCUCAUAUCAAGUUACUACAGUUGAUUCUGGUAGCAAAGCUCUAGAAUUUCUGGGCUUGCAUGAGGAUGAUCAAAGCAGCUCUGAUUCGCCAUCCAUUUCGACGAACAAACAUCACCAGGAAUUGGAAGUGAAUCUCAUCAUAACAGACUACUGUAUGCCUGGAAUGACAGGCUAUGACUUGCUAAAGAAAAUCAAGGAAUCAUCAUCUUUGAGAAACAUCCCAGUGGUCAUCAUGUCAUCUGAAAAUGUUCCCUCAAGGAUCAGCAGAUGCUUAGAAGAAGGAGCAGAAGAAUUUUUCUUGAAGCCAGUGAGGCCAGCAGAUCUAAACAGGCUUAAGCCCCACAUGAUGAAAGCCGUAUCUAAGGAUCAGAAACAAGAGAAACAUGAAGAAGAAGAAGAAGAAGAGAUUCAAUCACAAAAGCAUCAACAACAGCAGCAACAACACCACCAACAACAAUCAUCACCAAGACCAUCAGGCAAUAGCAAGAGAAAGGCCAUGGAAGAGAACCUUUCACCCGAUAGAACAAGGCCGAGAUACAGCGACAUUGCUGCUGUGGUGUGAUCAAUCACACGCGCCCCCCACCCCCAAAAUUUCUUUCUUUUUACCGGGGAAAGUCGUAUACACAGAGGAAGAACUUUUGAUGCUGGAUCAUUACAUACACGGUUAAACAGAAGAUGGAGAGACAGUUGUGGAGAUAGGUUCCUGCCAAUUUUUGCUUUUGACGAUAUGGAGGAUGAUCAUCACCAAUCAGAAAAAGAGGAAAACAAAAAGACAGAGAGCGUGAGAGAGAGAGAGAGCCAAGAGAUGAGACAUACUGUGCUCGAGAGAAAUUUGACUGAUAGAUUGUAGAAAAGAUUAGAAUCACGAAUCAUAAAGCAAACAUGUUGUCAAUCAGAUGGUUUCAAAUCUCGGGUCUCUAAUUUGAUCUGCUCUAUCAGUUACGGACUGGGCUUGGUCCAUCUAUUGCUUUGAUAGAGAGUUCGAAAGAAAGGUGGGGGGUAGCAUCAUCCAACCUUCAAAGACAUGUUUUUCUGCUGACACUGGUGGCAAUAUAAUUUGCACAUUCAUUAGCA